GUUAUACCCAUACUGCCCUGCUAAGCCAAACGCCAGUAUGUACAUUAUUAAGUAAUAAAGGAUAGAAGAUCAUUUUAAAUGUUAAUAAAUAAAAAUUAUCUUUUGCUCUUUAUUUCUUAAUAUUGUCGAUAUAGCACGGCAGCAUAUAGGUAUAAAAGCAAAAUUCCUGAACUUUAAUUUCAGUGUAAGUAGUGAUAAAGUGUCGACUACAUCAUGGCUAAAGAUAAUCUUACCGCUGUUUUAUACGGCAUCAAUGAUAUUAGACUAGAACAAAGGCCAAUCCCGGUGCCUAAAGAAAACCAGGUACUAUUGGCUAUGGAUGUUGUUGGAAUCUGCGGUUCAGAUGUCCAUUACCUUGUAAAUGGCAGAAUUGGCCCAUUCGUCGUCGAAAAACCUAUGGUUAUUGGACACGAAGCCGCAGGAACUGUGGUGCAAUGUGGAAAGGCAGUUAAACAUCUCAAAGUAGGGGACAAAGUAGCCAUUGAACCCGGCAUUUCUUGCCGCAUGUGCUCUUAUUGCAAAUCUGGUAGUUAUCAUCUUUGUCCGACUUUGACUUUCUGUGCUACUCCACCAGAUGAUGGUAACUUGGCCAGAUACUAUGUUCAUGACGCUGAUUUUUGUCAUAAAUUGCCAAGCAACAUGAACUUGGAAGAGGGCGCUCUUAUGGAACCCUUGUCCGUAGGAGUACAUGCCUGUAAAAGAGCAAAUGUCCAGAUAGGCUCAGUAUGUUUAGUAUUAGGAGCCGGUCCUAUUGGACUUGUUACUCUUCUUAGUGCCAAAGGAAUGGGUGCCUCUAAAGUCAUUAUCACAGAUAUUGUACAGCACAGAUUAGAUUUGGCAAAACAACUGGGUGCUGACCAGACCAUUCUUAUUGAGAAAGGCAUGACUGACGAUCAAAUUGUUGCAAAAGUUAAACAAUUAUUGGGAGAAGAGCCUACUAUAUCAUUUGAUUGCACUGGUCAAGAACAAUGCGUUAGGGUCGCUAUCUGCGCUACAAAAUCUGGCGGUGUUGUAGUUUUAAUUGGAAUGGGCAAAUUUGAAAUGACCAUCCCACUUGCUGGAGCUUUGAUUAGAGAGGUCGAUAUCAGAGGAGUUUUCAGAUAUUGCAACGACUACCCUACCGCUAUUGAAAUGGUAAAAACUGGAAGAGUUAAUGUAAAACCACUCGUUACUCACCACUUCAAAAUCGAGGAAACUGAAGCUGCUUUUGAAAUGGCAAAGAGUGGAAAGGGAAAUCCAGUUAAAAUUUUGAUUCAUGCCAAUCCAAACUGGACACCUUCCAAAUAAACAAUAUAUUAGUAGUUUUGGUAACUGUUAUUUAAAUAAAAAAAAUCAAAACUUAUAAAAGUAAAUUUAUUUUUUAUUUAAACUUAAAUGUGGUGUCCAAUUCAAAAAUUUAAAUUUGCUUACCUUGAGAGCUCCAGAGUGGUAAAAUACAGGACGCUGAAUAAAAUACACCAAAAUCAAUAAAACAACAAAUUUAUUAUAAAAACGAAAUUUUUUAACAAUGUUGUAAUUAUCAUAAAUAUAAAAGUUAGCUGUACAUAAUAUAUAUUUAUUUAUUCAUUUAUGAAGUAUACAAAACAAUACAAAUUUAAAAAAAAAAUUCUCCCAGUUACGGCAUUAAUUGUAUGAAAUGAAAUUGCAUGCAAUGCACCAUCCCCUAAAAAUGAUUUGAAAAUAUGUUGCAUUUAUUAUUAAAUAAAUACCC
Molecule: messenger RNA, 1711 nt
Organism: Brassicogethes aeneus
Lineage: Eukaryota; Metazoa; Arthropoda; Insecta; Coleoptera; Nitidulidae
Source: the annotation of a GenBank genome assembly